AUGAAUAGUAAUAGUAGUAAUACGGAUGUUUUACUCUCAUCAACGCUGAAUGGAAAUUACAAAUUACAAAAUGGUUGGUCUACUACUACUACUACUGGUAGUAGUAAUGAUACUUGUAGUUCUAAUUCACCGCCAUUGGCAUCACCUGCUCCACCUCCAUUACCGCCUAGACGAUUGUCGACAACAUUGAAACAACCACAACAACAACAACAACAAACGAUGACUGUUAACAAUUCAAAUGUAAACGGAAUAAAUUUGGAUAAUCCUGUGAAAUUGUACACACGUCAUAGUCAAGAUGAAAUACUUCUUAUUCGUUUACCAUUAUGCAUGAAUUCUACAUCACCACAGUACAAUCAUCCUCAUCAACAUCAUCAUCGGGUGGUUAUUGAUGAAAUAAUGAAACAAUUGGGUUUACAUCUUGUCAGUCAAUACAAUACCGAAUAUAAUAAUAUGAUUACAUUGGUUGCUAAUUGUCAAACUGACAAUGAUUGUGGUGGGGGGCUUAAACGUGGCGAUGAAAUUGUACAGGUUGAAGAUAUCAAUGUUUGUGGUUUAGAUCAUGUUGCAAUUGAACAAAUUAUUCAUUCAAAAAUUACUGAAUUCUUAUCACCAUCCUCUGCAUCAUCAUCCUCAUCAUCGUUGAAUAAAAUGACCAAUCAUCAUCAUCAUGUCGAUGGACAAUCAACCCAGUCAUUGCAUAAAUCAUUUAUCACAUUGAUUGUAAGACGAAAUCCAGCUAAUUUAUCUACACUUAUGUCCAUUUUAUCAUCAUCACCGUCCAUGCAGAAUGACACUAGUAAAGUGCCAAUUGUCAAUUCACCAUUGAAUGAAAAUAAUUUCACAAGUAGUACUUCGUCAGAAGCAUUAUCAUCACCGUCGAAUAAUCUCUUACCGACUGGUUCCAAACCAAUUCCACAUACAUUUUUAAAACAGAUUAUGGUUGAAUUAAAUGAAGAUUUUCAUAAAUUUCAAUUGUUCGAUAUUGUUUUAGAGAGAGGUUCAGAUGGUUUUGGUAUUUUUAUUGUUAAUUUGAGUCCAAACAAUGAACCUGGUGUAUUUGUCACUGAAAUUCGUCCAAACAGUCCAGCAUCUUUAAGUAAUAUUUUAGUGCAUGAAGUACACUCUGGCGGUGCAGCUGCACGUGAUGGUCGACUACAAGUUGGUGAUCGUCUAUUAGCUGUCAAUGGAAUUGAUCUACGUGAAGCUACUCAGAAAGAUGCUACAAAGAUUAUACGAUCAGCUGAUGAUUGUAUCCAGCUAGUUGUGUAUAGAGAUCCAGAACCACAAUAUUUAAAUCAAGGAAUGUUUGAAUGUCAUCAUGUUCAUUUGAAACGUGAUAUGCCUGGACAAUGUUUUGGUUUAACAUUAAUUGGUCGACCACAUUAUUCAACGGGUACUGCAAUUGGUGGAAUUACAGAGAAUAGUCCAGCUGCUCGAUCAAAUCUUCUUGAAGUUGGUGAUAUCAUUUUAGAAAUUAAUGGUUGGGAUAUGCGUUUAGCUAAAUCUGAUGAAGUCAUUAAUUUAUUAAAGAAUGCACACAGUGAUGUGAAAUUAUUGAUUGGACGUUACAAAACCACUGCACCAUCAUUGCAUGCUUAUCCUCGAAAUCGAUUACAUGUUUAUGUGGUUGUACUUGAACGUCGUCAGUUGAACCUUUCUGCUGCUGCUGCUGCGGAUGAUCAUCAUGGUGAUCAACAGCAGCCGAAUGUGGAAAACCGUUCUCAUUCGAAUGAAUCCAAUAAUAGUCUUGGGAAUUCAUUGUGCGAUGAGAGUGUUGCACACAAGAAUGAUCAAGAAAUUAAUGGUAACAACAAUAAUGCUGAUGUCAACGAUGAUGAUGAUGAGAUUGCUUCAGCUGCUUUCGGUUUACGUAUUCGACAAGCUAAUACACAAGAAUUAUACGAUUCACAUAUUCAAUUGAUUGUUGAUAGUAUACAACAUAACAGUCCAGCGGAUCGUUUAGGAAUGAUUAUGCCAGGUGAUCGUUUACUAAGUAUCGAUCGUGAACCAGUGGAUUGGUUAAAUCCAAAUGAAAUUAUUCAACUAUUAGCUAAUCUUCCAUAUUGUACCAUUGAAUUAGGUCGUUUACCGUAUUACACUACUGCUACACCAUUAUCAGUUAACACUAGAACUCUAUCAUCAAAUAAACUGCCUGUUAAGCAUUCGCCAUCAUCAUCUCCGUCAUUAUCUCCACCAAUUGAUGAUACAAUUCAACAAGAUGAAUAUCAUGAACUAUGUCCACCAUAUCCACCACCUUCACAAGAACAACUACCAUCACUGUUUGGUGGUAUUAUGAUGCCAUGCAUUGAAACACCCAAAUUUUUACGUGAUAUUAUGUUUACUUUACCAGAGCAACAAAAUGAAAAUGAUCAUGCCAUACCAAUGGAACAUUUAGACAAUUUGAAUGAACCUAAUCAUCAUCAUCAUCAAUCAAUCGGUGAUGAUGAUGAUGACGAUUCAAACAAUGAACAACAUCAUAAUGAUCAACUUGAUUCCAUGUUCAAUAGGAUCAGCUCACCAUCAUCAUCACCGUCAUCCCCGUCGUCGUCAUCGUUAAAUGAAGAUGAAAUUAAAAAAGCCUUAGAAUUAGCUGAACGAAGUAACGGGGGAUUUUUUGUACGACAAAUUAAUUUACCAAUCGCACCAAUUCAUACAAACAACAACAACAACACCGAUAACAACACCAACACCAAACAUAGCAGCAUUCGUUUAGGUUUACGUUUAAUCAAUGGUCCAGGUGUUAGUGGACCAGUUGUUGUACGUAUUGAACCGAAUUCAUGUGCAUCACAAACAAAUAUACACAUUGGAGAUCGUAUUCUUGGAUUGGAUGAUAAACUGCUGCUUUCUUUACAGCAACAACAUCCUCAUUCUCAUCAAUGUUCUGCAGAUGAUAUAUUGGAAAUUAUUGAAAAUGUUUGGUUGACACGUUCAAUGAAUUCUCAGCCAGCUACUACUAAUACUACUUAUGAAGAAAAUCCUUGUUGUUUAACAAUUAUAAGUCAUCAUAAUUUAUCAAAUGAUUCUACUGUACAAGAAAAUCAUGUCCACAAUGAAAAAGACCAAUAUUUCAAUAGAGAUAAUCAUUCACAACGCAAUCAUACACCAAUUACUCAUUCGUUGGAACAAUUACAUUUAACUAAUGGGAAUUAUACUACUACUAAUAAUAAUUGUAAUGGUAAUCAUAAUAAUAAUAGUAGUAGUAUUAGUAUUAGUGGUAAUGGUGAUGAGAUGGAAAAUUCAAGAAAUCACACGAUACUACUAUCUGAUACUACUAUUAAUACUACUCCUUCUUUACCGCUGUCAUACGGAUCGAAAUUAGGCAUACCAAACAAAUUGGAUCAGUUCCAACAACAAAAUGGUACAAGCAUUGAACAUUCCCAGAUCAAUGGUGAACCAAAUCACCAACAACAACAUUCACAAUCAUUAAAUAAUCAUUCAGAUGAAUUGUUAUCACUUGAAUCAAAUCAUGAUGUCAUGUUGUCUCAUGCUUACAAUAAUAAACAAUUGGCUUAUGAAUAAUAAUAAUCAAGCAUCUCUUUAACACUGACAACAACAUCGACGCCAACAGCAAUCGCAACCACAAUACACUGAUGAUUUGUUUGUUUAUUGCUCUCUUCCGCUCCGCCUCCGCCUACUCGUCAAUUUCCUCCCAUCUCUCCUCAUUCUUCUUCUUGUUCGUAUUUUAAUCGUUCAUUGUGUUUGAUAUUGUAUAAAAACGCACACACACACACACAUUUUGGUUUAUUUCGCUUAUUCAGAUUCAGUAUUUUUCUCCUUCCUCUUCCUCUUUGUGAUUGACAUUCAUAUCAGCAGUAUAUAACACUACUACUGGUCAUCAUUGCAAUCAUCAUCACCUCUCUCUCUCUCAAUGCAUGUGCAAGCUUAUUUCAAUUUGACUGGAUUCAUCAAUGUGUGAUACUUGUAAUGUACUAUUAUUAUUUUUUAGAGAAAAAUAAUUUCUUCUCAAUAAUCAAUGAAGAAGGAAGGAGGAGGAUGAUUACUGAUUAUUAUUAUUUUUUAAAAUGAAAACUACUUCCUUUUAUUAUCAGUAAUAUAUAUGUGUAUAAUGUAUACAUGUUUAGUAAUAUGAUUUGUGUAAUUUAUUUUGGUACAGCAUUAUGAACAAAUAGAAAUAAUAAACACAUGGCUAUCACAAAUAUAAAUACAUACAUACAUUCGUAC
Messenger RNA from Schistosoma turkestanicum, 4182 nucleotides. NCBI's taxonomy places the organism in Eukaryota, Metazoa, Platyhelminthes, Trematoda, Strigeidida, Schistosomatidae. The record is from the annotation of a GenBank genome assembly.